CUUUACCACUUCACUAACUACACUUAUUUCACAAUCCUAUCCACUACCCCCCCCUCUCUCUCUCUCUCAAAAAGCACAACAAUUAUAGCUAGUUCAAACGUUUUCCACACCACUUUCUCUCUCCACAUAUACAAACACCAUCUCUCCCUCAACCGCCUCGGAUUCUCUCUCCGAUCACCACCUGCUAUCUCUCUACUUAAAUUUACUCGCAACAACUAACUCUACACGUCUCCAUAGCUAUACAUACAGACACACACACAUAGUAUACUUACACACACACACACAAUACUGUUGCUAUGGAUUUGAUUGAAGGCGUCGGAGAGAGCUCAUCGCCGCCGAGAACUGUUCCGAGCUUCGGAGGCUACGAUAUACGAAAUGAUGUGUAUAAUCGCUUAGUAGAGGCCGGAAACCAAGAUUUCGGUUCGAAUACUCAGCUGUGGCAAGUGCUCGAUUCUCAUUUCAAUAGCUUGCCUUCUAGUUACGCAUUGGAUAUCAAUAUGGAUAGAGUGGAUGAUGUUCUGCUGCAUCACAAGCUUCUUACUCUAGCAAAGGAUUCCGAUAAUCAACUUGUUUUCAAUGUUCGCCUUGUUGAGACUUUUGGAAUUAGAGCUGAUACUAACAACGAAGAACAAGUUACAAGUGUUCUAUCCACAUCAAUGCAUUGUACAGAUGAAAAAGAUAGUAAUAAAGGGAUAAAGUCAUCACAGCACAGAGACAGGACUUUAGAAAUUGACUUUGAGCCUUGCUCUAAGCUUGGUGACCUAAAUUUGGAUGUUAAAAGGAAUUCUACGGUCAAGGAGAUGGCAAAAUUUGAUGAACUGUUCCCUGAAAGACAGGAACCAGUUUUGGUUCAUGAAGUUAUAUUUUCUACAGUUGACAAACCCAAGCUUCUCAGCCAGCUUUCUGCUUUGCUUUCUGACAUUGGACUCAACAUCCGUGAAGCUCACGUGUUUUCAACAACUGAUGGAUAUUCCUUGGAUGUAUUUGUGGUAGAUGGAUGGCCUGUUGAGGAUAUCAAUGAUUUGCACGAGGCUGUGGAUAAAGCGAUUAGAAGAAGUGAGCGCUCUCGGUCUGGUUCUUCACAUUCUCAGCCAGCUGCAGUAGCACAAACAAAACCAGGGGACUGGGAUAUAGAUGUAAGAGCACUGAUGAUUAAUGAGAAAAUUGCGACGGGAUCUUGUGCAGAUUUGUUUCGGGGAACCUACUGUGGUCAGGAUGUUGCUGUAAAGGUACUCAGAUCUGAGCACUUGAAUAAAACAUUGGAAGAUGAAUUUGCUCAUGAAGUCAAUAUCUUAAGGGAGGUUCAACACAGGAAUGUUGUUCGUUUUAUUGGUUCAUGUACGAAAUCUCCUAAUUUGUGCAUAGUAACAGAGUUCAUGCCUGGAGGGAGUCUAUAUGAAUAUCUGCAUAAGAAGCAUACCAAGAUAGAGCUCUCUCAGCUGGUGAAGUUUGCAAUAGAUGUCUGUAGUGGAAUGGAAUACUUGCAUCAAAGUAACAUCAUUCAUAGGGAUCUGAAAGCGGCAAAUCUUCUCAUGGAUGCAGAAAGUGUUGUGAAAGUAGCAGAUUUUGGUGUUGCUCGGUUCCAGAAUCAAGGAGGGGAAAUGACUGCAGAGACUGGAACAUACAGAUGGAUGGCCCCCGAGGUCAUAAAUCAUCUUCCUUAUGAUCAUAAAGCUGAUGUGUUCAGUUUCGCGAUUGUUCUUUGGGAGUUGGUGACAGCAAAGGUUCCAUAUGAUACCAUGACACCCUUACAAGCUGCUUUGGGGGUGAGACAGGGUCUUCGACCAGAUAUUCCCAAAGAUGCACCUCCAAAGUUGGUGGAGUUGAUGCAGAAAUGUUGGGAAGCUAGUCCAAGCAAACGGCCUUCCUUUUCAGAGAUAAAAAUUGAACUUGAGAAAAUACUUGAAGAAAGUAGGGUAGGUUUCUCCGGAAGCACCAGUUGACAGCUGAGUGUUUACUGCAAUUUAUAUAGGGUAGAUCAGCCUUUCUUUUGUUCAUUACCCUUCCGCUCCACCCCUCUCUGUAUAUAGAUAUAGAGGUCUUCUUGGGAAAUUGAAAAGAGUGCAAGUCACACGCACAAUAUCAGGACAAUGUGAGGUGAGAGAAUUAUGACUUGUCACAGUUUAGCGUUUAAAUUCUAUCGAAGAGGGUUCAUAGUCGAACUUCAAGUGUAGUUGUGCAAAUUAGUCAAUCAAUGAAAUGUUGGUCUUUUGUCGACUAAAAGAGGGGAUUUGUAUCUUCUUGGUCACAAGUUUGAGGAGAUUUGUAUCCUUUUGGUCACAAGUUCGACUCCCGAAAGGAGGAGAAUUUGUGAUUAUGUCUCGGCCAGAUCCUGUGGCUUAAUUGCGAUUGCAGUUUACCUUGGUUUAA
Daucus carota subsp. sativus is the source of this 2370-nucleotide messenger RNA. Its product is annotated as serine/threonine-protein kinase STY46. The coding region runs from base 297 to 1943 and encodes 548 amino acids. The transcript is spliced from 16 exons. Gene Ontology annotation, molecular function: ATP binding; protein kinase activity. Gene Ontology annotation, biological process: signal transduction; protein phosphorylation. NCBI's taxonomy places the organism in Eukaryota, Viridiplantae, Streptophyta, Magnoliopsida, Apiales, Apiaceae. Gene Ontology annotation, cellular component: cytoplasm. The record is from RefSeq and is a predicted model, not a curated record.